CUAUGUAUGAUCAUCACCUGUCGUCAUGACAACAGACACACGCAAUGCAGGUCGACACGUUGAUGAGGGCGAUGGAUGGCCAUCUGAGUGGCUGUCCCAUUGUAUUCCCCUGCAAUGCGUACCUUCGCUGCCCACUGGGCUGCCGUCGUCCAUAUCGCCAUCGCCAUUGUCACUGCUGCCGUCUACAUCACUCAGACAGAGACACACAGACAAGACACCCCAUACACGUGUUCCCUCCCCUCUGGUCAGUCAGAGCGUACCAUUGUCACCAUCGUCACUGUCGUCAUCGUCGCUGUCAUCGUCGCUGUCGUCUAUCCAGUCAAAGACGAUGGGCGCCACCGCAUCGCCCAGCGCCUCCCGCGCCAGCGCGGCGGUCGCGGGGGAGGCGUACUUGAACACACACCGUGGCCCCCAUGGGCACACACAGUGCUGCUGAGACGUGCAGGGGAAGGGGCGGCCGCUGAUAUCCACGCGUGGCUCGGUGGUGAAGAUGUCCAUUCCAAACACUGCAGAGAGGAGAAUAAGACAGAGAAAGCACAUUUGCCUGUCCAUCUCUUCGGCUUUAUCCUAUGUCAUCGCGGCUGACUUGGUUCGUCCCGAAUGCCGUCCGAAGGUUGCAGUAGCACGAGCAU
Messenger RNA from Vitrella brassicaformis, 632 nucleotides. The record is from the annotation of a GenBank genome assembly. NCBI's taxonomy places the organism in Eukaryota, Vitrellaceae.